AGAAGUGAACAUUAUUUCACUUGGGACAUAAGUGUAAAAAGUCAUCAAAAACAGGUGCACAAAGGGAGCUAAUUUCCACCCGGAACUGGUGUAAGAUGGGUAUUUUGUCUUGUCAUGGAAGUACACUCCGUGGAAACAUCUAGAACUAGCAUUGGAAGGAGUGAUGAAGAUGAUAAACAGUUUGAAAGGUCUUGUCAGUUUAACAGCAAUAAUUAUUUGUUGUGUUCCAGUUCAGACGCCUAGUUUGGCCACUUUUAAGUACGUUUCUCACACAUACAUCAGUGAAGAGAAAACCAUCUGUAUGAAGUGUCCUCCGGGAACGUAUGUGGAGGAAGAUUGUCAUGAAAAUUUCAUCGAAGGGACAUGUAUUGAUUGUCGUGAUGGAACAUUUUCUACAGACUUCACAAGAGCAAAGUCUUGUGAGAAGUGCCAUCGGUGGUGUUCUGAUGAACACCAAAUUCAGACGAAAUGCACUAAAACGGGAGACAUCACGUGCACGUGUGAGCCAGGCUACAAGCUGGUGGUGGAUGAUGAGAACUUGGACGAGCAGCACUGUCAGAAGAUAGAAACGCCAGACACCAAGGACCAGAAGAGUGUGACGGACUCUCCGAAGAGGUCGGACCCAGACAACGAGACAGCACGUCCCAGGAGGUGUAAAGUGUCCGUGGUGCCGAGAAACAACAUGUGUAUGGAGUGCACGGUGUGUCACCAAGGAGACGCCGUACAGGUUUCUGACUGCCAUGUCCUGCCGAAUUACACGUCAUGUUUGAAAGGUGACAGUAAGACGAGUCACGGACAACGAUUGUCUUCCUCUUGCCUUGUGGCCAUCUUGUUUCUUCUGGUCAUGAACGCCAUCUUCCAGAGAGUAUACAGAUGAAGAAUUUAUAGAACUGAUGCUGCUACAAGUGUGUUAAAAAUACCCGGUGUGUUUGUUAUACAUGAUCUGUAAUUCUGAUGUUUAAGUCACACACAACCAUUCACUUUCUUCCACACCUCUUCAUAAAGUCAGCUACAGUUAUUUAAAUUGCCAAAACAGUCAACUUGAUGUGAUGUGAUGAAUUUAUUUACUUUGGAGUUCAGCAGCAUGUGAAUCUAGCAGUAAGAAAUGCUUGUGUACAAUAAUGACCAACUACAAAUAUUUUCUAUGCUAAAACCGGCUGUCAAUGAAAUGUUGAUAGCCGUUAGGGGAUGUUGCUUCUCAUUGCAGAAAAGCUGGUUGUGUGUGCCAGGUGAACAGAGAGAAUGAGAACAUGUGUGGAGAUGAAUACUCUGUACAGUUGGUUGUCAUUUACAACAGAACACUUUUUUACAAUUUUAAUUUUACAGCUUUAAUAUUAGUAUGGACUUACAUAUUGUUGCUUUUUGAUAAUUUUAUUCAUCUCAUUUUCUCUCGCUUGCGCUUGUCUGGGGUAUGGCUUGUAAUUAUGUUAGACAGCAAACGGCUGUAGUUUUAAAUGUUCUGAUGUUGUUAAAUGUGUAUAUUCCUCUUCUUUCCCUCUGGACUGAGUGUAUAAACAUGUGAGACACCAGAAUGCAUGGUUUCUGCCAGAGGGCACAAUUACACAUCCUACAAUCGUGAACAAAUAUGGAUACAUUUUUAUAACUUUUAGAGAGAUUACAAUCAGGGAACUGCAGUGUCAAAUUUCAAAAGAUUUCAAACCCAUAACCACCUAGUAAUGUCACUUAUUUUUCAUUUCAUUUCAGCUUAUUU
Molecule: messenger RNA, 1711 nt
Organism: Gigantopelta aegis
Lineage: Eukaryota; Metazoa; Mollusca; Gastropoda; Neomphalida; Peltospiridae
Product: tumor necrosis factor receptor superfamily member 11B-like
Exons: 6
Coding region: 164-877 (237 amino acids)
Biological process (GO): regulation of cell population proliferation
Cellular component (GO): external side of plasma membrane
Molecular function (GO): cytokine binding; signaling receptor activity
Source: RefSeq, a predicted model, not a curated record